Molecule: messenger RNA, 3732 nt
Organism: Cannabis sativa
Lineage: Eukaryota; Viridiplantae; Streptophyta; Magnoliopsida; Rosales; Cannabaceae
Exons: 4
Coding region: 1-3732 (1243 amino acids)
Molecular function (GO): RNA-DNA hybrid ribonuclease activity; nucleic acid binding
Source: RefSeq, a predicted model, not a curated record
AUGGAGACCAAAUGUGCUGCUGGCCGUGGAGAUAGUUUAUGCCGCAGUCUCUCUUUUGAUCAUGUUUUUGAGGUCCCUAGAAUAGGCUUAGGUGGGGGUCUUUUAGUUUUAUGGAAUUCGGAUGUUGUUGUUAAUAUUUUGAACUCCUCUUCUAAUCAUGUUGAUUGUAUUAUAACUUUUAAUGAUAAUAUAAGCACUCAUGUUUCUUGUUAUUAUGGUUCCCUUUACAUUCAUGAUAAAACUCAAUCUUGGAUUCUCUUAGAUAGGCUUUAUGAUAAUGCACCUUUGCUACCUUGGAUUAUUUUAGGCAAUUUUAAUGACUAUCUAUCUCUUAGUGAUCGGUCCAGUAAUACUAAUCCUCCUAAUUAUGCUAUGGUUAAUUUUCAACGUUUCCUUUGUAAAUUCUCUCUUUUUCCUCUAAACCCGAUUGGCUCCAAGUACACUUGGAAGCAUGGUACUAUCUGUGAAAGGUUGGAUUGGGGGAUUGUCAAUCAUGGUUGGCAGCAAACUUUUCCUAAGACUACUCUUUAUCAUUUGGGAUUUUAUGGUUUGGACCAUAGAGUCCAUAGAGUCGUUCUUGAGGAUGAUAGUAUGGCCCUCCCGAAACAAAAAAAGUCAAGCUGGCUUUAUUCUUCCUCUUCCCGGGCUCCAAUUUCUCUCAAUGCUUUUCUUGACAAGCAGCAGGCCUGUGUUAAUGACAUUCGAACUUGGAAUGAAGGCUUUAACAGUUUAUCUUCUAGAAUUCGUGCUUUAGAAAGAUCUAUCAAUACUAUCAAUUCAAAUCUGCCCCUUUCCAGUGAUAAUGUUAAACAGGUGACUGCUCUUCAAUCCCAGUUGGAUUCACUUCUCUAUAAGAAUGAAAUUCUUUGGAAGCAAAGGUUUAAAAUUCACUGGCUUCAGGCUGGGAACAAAAAUACUCGUUAUUUCCAUAAUAAAGCUACUGUGAGGAAGAAAAGGAAUCACAUCCGUAAGCUUAAGUGUAGUGAUGGCAGAAUUGUUACUUCUUUUGGGGAGAUUUGUAAUGAAGUUUGUAGUUAUUUUGGGGAUUUGUUUCAGACGCAACAUUCUGAUGUGGAGGCCACUAAUCUCCUUCUCUCAGCCCUGGACAAAUCUCUGGACACUCAGCAAAUUCACUUUCUUGAAUCCCCUUUUGAGGCCAAUGAAAUAAAACAAGCUCUUUUUCAGCUCUCAGUUAUUGGCAAUGAUUUAACCACUGUUAUUCUUGAUGUCCUUAACAACAAUGCUAAUUUCUCUGCCAUCAAUGACACUCUCAUUGUUUUGAUUCCUAAAAAGUCAAAUGCUUCCACACUCAAAGACUUCCGUCCUAUUAGCCUUUGUUCGACUCUUUACAAAAUUGUGGCUAAGAUUCUUUCCAACCGCUUAAAACUUGUUCUUGGCAGUCUUAUUUCCUCCUCACAAAGUGCUUUCUUGUCUGAGCGCAUUAUAUUUGAUAAUAUCUUUAUCGCUCAGGAGGUGGUCCAUGCUAUUAAUCACAGAAAGCAAGGAAAGCUUGGUUGGGCUGGUCUUAAGCUUGACAUGGAGAAAGCUUUUGAUCGAGUUGAGUGGGAUUUUCUUUUGGCCAUUCUUCGUAAAUUUAACUUUCCUGCAAAAUUUAUCAAUCUAAUUCAUCAAUGUAUCUCUUCUGUAACAAUCCGUUUCAAUAUUAAUGGCCAAGUCUCUGACCCUAUUCUCCCUUCUCGUGGCAUUAGGCAAGGAGAUCCCUUAUCACCGUAUCUUUUUUUGUUGUGUUCUGAAGGUCUUGCUGCUGCGCUUCGUCUUCAAGAGCAAAGAGGAUUUUUCAGAGGUAUUUCCAUUGCUCGCACAGCUCCAUCCAUUUCCCACCUCCUUUUCGCUGAUGACACCCUCCUUUUCACCAUUGCCUCUCCUUCAUAUUGUGAUGCUCUUAAAGAAGCUCUCACAAUGUACAAUUUAGCCACGGGUCAAAGAGUAAACUACUCUAAGUCCUCCAUUCUCUUUUCACCAAAUACCCCUCCUUCUGUCAGGUCCUAUUUUUUUGAAUCCUUAAAUCUUGAGCAAGGACCUUUUAUUAGUAAAUAUCUCGGGGUUCCUCAAUGCUUUGGUCGCUCGAAAAAAUCUAGUUUUGACUUUCUUCUCCAAAGAGUGAGUUCUCAGCUUUCUGUUUGGAAUGAAAAGUUGUUCUCAAAAGCUGGUAAAGAGGUUCUUUUAAAGGCUGUCAUUCAAGCUAUCCCUUCCUAUACAAUGUCUUGUUUCAGACUCCCUGCCUCAACUUGUCAAAAAAUUGAAAAGCUCAUGGCUCAGUUUUGGUGGGGUUCGAUGGGGAAAGGUUCUAAAAUUCAUUGGAAAUCCUGGCGUACUCUUUGCUCUUCCAAAUUUUUUGGGGGCCUUGGUUUCCGGUCUCUUGUUUCCCAUAACCAGGCCAUGCUUGCCAAGCAGGCAUGGCGUGUUUUUUCCAAUCCUACUUCUCUACUUGCCACUGUUCUUAAAGCUAAAUACUUUCGUCAUAAUGAUUUUCUUCAAGCGAAAUUGGGGCACUCUCCUUCCUACACCUGGUCUAGUUUACUUUGGGGACGGGAUCUUCUAAAGCACGGUUUGCUGUGGAAGAUUGGUAAUGGAUGCUCUGUAAGAACCUUCCAAGAUCCUUGGAUUCCUGACUUGAAAUCCCCUUGUCUUAGGAGUAAUGAUCUACCCCCUGUUGAAACGGGCGUUACACUUAAUCACUACUUUGAUAACCUCUCAGUCUCUUCUAUCCUUAAAGUUCCAAUUGGGGGUUUGCAAAGGGAUGAUGCUUUAGUUUGGAAUCAUGAAGCUUCGGGUGUCUUUUCUGUUAAAUCGGCUUACCACCUAGUUAAUAGCGCUUCCCUUCCUCCUUCCUCUUCUAAUCUGUCUUUUUUUACAUCUUGGUGGAAAACCCUUUGGAAUUUAAACCUCCCUCCAAAGGUUAAGAAUUUCUCUUGGAGAGUUUACCACCACAUUCUCCCUGUAGCUAUUAACUUGUUUCAUAGGAAAGCCAUCCCUCAGCCUUGUUGUUCCUUCUGUAGGAAUCCAGUAGAAACUGUUACUCAUGCAUUGUUAGAUUGUCCCAGAGCUGCUAAAAUUUGGAAAGCUUCCCCCCUUAGGACAUUCUAUAUCUCUAACAGAUAUGUGGAUGUAAAAGAAUUUAUGUUAAAUGGUUUUGAUCAGCUGAACAAAGAAAGUUUGAGUUUAUUAUUAACUAUUAUGUGGGCCAUUUGGAAUUCUAGGAAUAAAAAACUUUUUGCAAAUUCGGAUAUGGCUCCUACUGAUGUUGUAGCUUGGACUAACUCUUUCAUUUCAGAUUAUCAGGAAGCUUUGUGUAAUGCUAACAAGUACAAAGCAGUUCACAAUCAGCAACCGAAUGACAAGGAAAUUACAGUUCCUCACAACUGCUACCAGCCUAAUACGGAUGCAGCUCUUUGUGCUGAGCGCAGCAAGUUAGGAUUUGGAGCAGUUAUCAAAGAUUGGAAGGGUAAUUUGGUAGCAAACUUAGCUAUCCCUGCAGCUGGAAUCUUCCAGCCUACAUUGGCAGAAGCUUUAGCUUUAAAAGCUGGACUAAUCUGGUGUCAACAUAUCAAGAUCCCUUUGGUUUUAGUCGAGACGGAUUCCAAGUUGCUGGUGGACAGGGUUCUUGAUCGAAAGGGUGAUCUUUCAGCUCUUUCGGAUAUGGUUGAAGACAUCAGGAAUUCUUUAUCUCUUUUCCCUAAUGUUAUCCUUCGGCAUACCAGGAGAGUUUAA